Aspergillus luchuensis is the source of this 549-nucleotide messenger RNA. It is a transcript of the gene CHO1, whose product is annotated as CDP-diacylglycerol-serine O-phosphatidyltransferase. Gene Ontology annotation, molecular function: phosphotransferase activity, for other substituted phosphate groups. The record is from RefSeq and is a predicted model, not a curated record. Gene Ontology annotation, biological process: phospholipid biosynthetic process. The transcript has 2 exons. Gene Ontology annotation, cellular component: membrane. Bases 1 to 549 code for a protein of 182 amino acids. NCBI's taxonomy places the organism in Eukaryota, Fungi, Ascomycota, Eurotiomycetes, Eurotiales, Aspergillaceae.
AUGUCCGUCUUCUCCUCGAUGCGUUACUGUCUUGGUGACCCUCGCGAUUUUGGCGCAAUUUGGGCUGCUCUGAUAUUUAUGCCUUUUGGACUGUUCUUCGACUUCAUGGAUGGACGAAUUGCUAGGUGGAGGAAGAAGUCGUCACUCAUGGGACAAGAACUCGAUUCACUGGCCGAUUUGAUUUCCUUCGGAAUGGCACCUGCCGCAGCAGCUUUUGCGCUCGGAAUGCGCACCAGCCUCGACCACCUGCUCCUCUCCUUCUUUGUUCUGUGCGGCCUGACACGAUUGGCCCGGUUCAACGUGACUGUUGCUGUUCUGCCGAAAGACAAGUCCGGAAAGUCGAAGUACUUUGAGGGCACCCCCAUCCCGACAACAUUGUCGAUUACCUUUUUCCUGGCCUAUUGUGUCUCAAAAGACUGGGUACUGGAGGAUCUCCCCCUUGGCCUUGUAGCCCAGGGCACAGCGUUCGAAUUCCACCCGCUGGUAUUACUGUUUGUUUUGCACGGCUGCCUUAUGGUCAGCAAAACGCUGCAUAUCCCUAAGCCUUAA